UUUUACUGUAGCUUACUUGGCUAAUCUGUUUACAUGUUACCCGGCCCACUGCGAGUUCAUUAUUUAGUUGUUUUGUAUGUCGUUAAACUCUGCAGACAUUAAUUUAGCCAACCACAGGGCCUCGUCUGUUUCACACCGAGAGAUAACGGUCUGCAAGCUGUAACGUUAUUGGGCUAACUUGCCUUGCUAGGUGACACCAGCUCAAAGUGCAUCCUGCAGCUCAAACUAUGGAGGUCUGAAUGAGGUCUGUGAGGUUGUAACAGCCGAGGUAUCUCUCGUGUUUCUACAGAGACGAGGAUCCUGCUGGCGUGUGUGAGCUGGAGCCAACAAAGACACAUCUACAAUGUUGUGUUGGGGCAAUGCUUCCUACGGACAGCUGGGCUUGGGUGGGAUUGAUGAGGAGAUAGUGGUGGAGCCACGAAAAUGUGAGUUCUUUCACGGGAAGCAAGUGUGUGAUGUGGGGUGUGGCCGCAGACACACCGCCUUCCUGCUGGAGGAUGGGACAGUGUACACCUGUGGCUGCAACGACCUGGGCCAGCUGGGACAUGAGAAGUCCAGAAAGAAACCAGAACAGGUUGUGGCUCUGGAUGCACAGAUCAUAGUGGCAGUGUCAUGUGGAGAGUCCCAUACACUCGCCCUGAAUGACAAAGGGCAGGUUUUCUCCUGGGGCCUGGGCUCAGAUGGGCAGCUGGGCCUAAAUAACUUUGAAGAAUGUGUUCGCGUGCCUAGAAACAUCAAGACGUUGUCAGAUGUUCAAAUUGCUCAGGUAGCCUGUGGGUACUGGCACUCCCAUGCACUUUCAAGAGGGGGCCAAGUGUUCUCCUGGGGCCAGAAUCGAUACGGACAACUUGGGAUAGGAAUAACCGGACAGAGCAUUCCCCAACCCCAAAGCAUUCAGUCUCUGCAGGGCAUUCCUUUUGCUCAGAUAUCGGCUGGUGGCGCUCACAGCUUUGCCCUCACUCUCUCAGGAGCGGUGUUCGGUUGGGGGUGCAACAAAUUCGGUCAGCUGGGUCUCAAUGAUCGCAAUGAUCGGUGUUUCCCAGCACUGCUGAAGUCGCUCAGAUCACAGAGAGUGAUUUACGUCUCCUGUGGAGAAGAUCAUACAGCAGCACUGACCAAGGAAGGAGGUGUGUUUACAUUUGGAGCAGGAGGGUACGGACAGCUCGGACAUAACUCUACAAACCACGAAAUCAACCCAAGGAAAGUGUUUGAGCUCAUGGGAAAUGUAGUCACGCAGAUUGCAUGUGGAAGGCAGCACACUUUGGCUUUCACGCCCUCGUGUGGAAAGAUGGACUCUUUUGGGCUCGGGGGUAACGGGCAACUCGGUACACGCUCCACUUGCAACAGAAAAAGCCCUGGCCCUGUCAAAUGCGCCUGGGUAGCCUCCAGUGCUCCAACAGAAAUGCAACAGAGCUGCUGUGUCAAGAGGAUUUAUGCUGGAGGAGACCAGAGCUUUUCUCACUAUUGCACUGCCAAUCAGAGCCUGCAGAACUUGGAUGACGUAAGGAUACAAGACCCCAGCAGGAGACUUUGCACCUUGAAUGAGGACAUUAUACAGAAGUGGCUGAAUCACUCACCAGGAAGAAUCCCGCUGGAAGUCUCCAAUGAGAUUGACCUCGUGUUCUCCUCAGCAAGCUGCCUCAAUGGAUCGUUUCUGUCUACGAGUCAUCCAGAUCACUACAGUACCAGCAGUAAAUGUUCAGGGGUGGAUAUGAACAUGGCUCGUCUCCUGUUACACAGAGUGAUUCAGCAAGAUCACCCAGAGAUCGCUCAGCAGAUUGCUGCAAGUCUGGAGAAGAACCUGAUUCCCAGACUAAGCAGCUCUCCUCCAGACAUUGAAGCCUUGAGACUCUACCUCACUCUCCCUGAAUGUCCUCUCUUCAGCGACAGAAAAAACUAUGUGACCAUCGCUAUCCAGUUUGCCAAAUCAAUCAUCAGCUUGAAAGAUGCUCCACUGAAAGUUCUAGGAAACUGGUGGUCCACAUUUGAACCCCCGUUCUUCCAGCGGCUGGUAGAGUUGUACAAAGAGGUGGUGGUCUAUCUGCUCCAGAUGCACAAGGUGGGCAUUCCCUCAGUAGAGCAGAGAAUUUUCACCUGUUUCCUGGAAACGUCCCUCCGACUCUUGGAGAUCCUGCACAUGGUGAGCGAGAGAGCAGGACACAUAAUACAGUACGAUAAAUUCUACAUCCAUGAGCUGGAUGACUUGAUAGACAUCAGAAAUGACUACGUCACAUGGGUUCAGAGGCAAAUGUACCCAAUGGGUCAUGAUGGCGUGGUGACUCUGUGCAGGUAUCCUUUUGUUUUUGAUGCCCAAGCAAAGACCACACUACUUCAGACUGAUGCUGUCAUACAAAUGCAGAUGGCGGUGGACCAGGCACAGAUGCAAAACUUCAGCUCCAUGUUCCUGCCCGCCGUGGAAUCUGUAAACCCAUGCCUCAUCCUCAUCGUCCGGAGGGAAAACAUUGUUGGAGACACCAUGGAAGUUCUCAGGAAGUCCAAGAAUGUUGACUACAAGAAACCACUCAAGGUGAUCUUUGUUGGAGAAGAGGCAGUCGAUGCAGGAGGUGUGAGAAAGGAAUUCUUCCUGCUGAUCAUGAAAGAGCUGCUGGAUCCCAAAUACGGCAUGUUCCGUUACCAUGAGGAGUCCAGGCUCAUCUGGUUUUCAAACAAGACCUUUGAGGACAUUGACUUGUUCAACCUAAUCGGGAUCAUCUGUGGUCUGGCCAUCUACAAUCUCACGAUAGUGGAACUCAACUUCCCGGUGGCCCUUUAUAAGAAGCUCCUGAAGAGGAAGCCGACAUUAGAUGACCUGAAAGAGCUAAUGCCAGAUGUGGGAAGGAGUCUGCAGCAGUUACUGGACUAUGCAGAAGAUGACCUUGAGGAAACCUUCUGUUUGAACUUCACAAUCACAGAAGAAAACUAUGGUGCCACAGAGGUUUUGGAACUAGUGUCUAAUGGCGAAAACAUCAAUGUUAAUAAUUCAAACCGGCAGGACUUUGUCAGUGCGUACGUAGACUACGUUUUCAACACAUCAGUGGCUCCACUAUUUGAGUGCUUCUUUGCAGGCUUCCACAAGGUGUGCGGUGGCAAAGUUUUGGAGCUUUUCCAGCCUAACGAACUGCAGGCCAUGGUGAUCGGCAACACCAACUACGACUGGACGGAGCUCGAAAAGAGUACUGAAUAUAAAGGGGAGUACUGGGCCGACCAUCCCACCAUCAGGCUUUUCUGGGAAGUGUUCCACAGUCUUCCUUUAGAAAAGAAGAAACAGUUCCUCUUGUUCCUCACAGGAAGUGAUCGCAUACCCAUCUUGGGCAUGAAAAGUCUGAAACUGGUGAUCCAGCCCACUGGCGGAGGGGAGCAUUACUUACCUGUUGCACACACCUGUUUCAACCUGCUGGACUUGCCCAAGUACACGAGUCUAGAAACACUCCGCGAGAAGCUUCUACAAGCUAUAGAUCACAAUCAAGGCUUUAACCUGGCGUGAUAGAGCACAGAUAUAACUGGAACCUCAACUCCAGACUGUUGAUGGCUACCACAUUCCCAAAUGAUGAUGUUUAGCAGACUUCUCUGAGUUCUGCUAAAGGAAAUGAACAUUGGAUGGAAAGAAGAGGUGGCCACAUGACACUACAAGUGAUUAAAAGUUGGAUGUCUUAGACGUUAAUCUUGACUUCGAUUUUUCAGCUUUUUUUUCCCUCCAUGCCAUCACAGUAUUUGUUGCGCUAUUACAAGUUGAUUCACGUUUGAUAUUGCUCUUGUAGAUAUGCUUUUAUUAAUGUUUGGAUAUGACAAGUAUGAUGAAGCAAACUACUGUUACUUACAGUACAGGGCAUGCAUACAGCAACAUAAAUACCUGUAAAAUAUAAUCAAAUGCAGUAGCCCUACCUUUCUGAAGCUUGCAAUGGAAUUUAAUGUAAUAAUGAGAUGUUUCUUUUAUGUUUAUACUGAUGAAAAAAUAUAUCAGAAGCACUUCAACCUAACCUAAGCAAACACUGUCGUCUUAGAAAUGGUCAGAUUUAAAUCAACACCUCUUUUUACAUUUUAAGCUUCACUGUGGUAGUAGUUACUCCGUGGCUACUGCAGUGAAUCAUGCAGUAUUUUGCAGGAACUAAUGAUGUUGUGUCCACUCCCUGUGCAUUAAAAUGUUUGAUUCAUUAUGUUUGACAUAAAGUUCUGUUGUGAUGUUUGAGAAAGAGCAGUGCAAAGCGUUUGCUUUAGAUGCUGAGUGGAUUUUCUUGGCUGUAAGCUUUAAAACAAUCCACAAAUAAAAACUUAAGUGCAGCCAUUGAAAUGUGAAUUACUGUUGGGAGAAACUACUGAAUGAUGAAUGGCUGAUUAGAUUUGAGUUUACAUUAUUACACUAUUUGGCUCUUUAAAAGCAAUUUGUACAUUCACCAAUCACCUUGGGACUGUGCCGAUGUACGAAGAGUUUUCAUUCAUUUUUAAUACUGUCAGUUACAAAGCUGCAUACUGUGAGCAUAUAACAGUGAUCCAUUGAAUUUACAGUAAAGGGUCAAACAUUUACAAGACAAUGCUCUUCAAAUGAUGUGAUGAUAUGGCCAAGACAAAUUCUUAAUCUACUGUGUAAUACAGAAAUAACUGAAGUCAGUGCAUUAUUUCUAGUAUUUUAUCAAAUGCUGAAAUCAAUGAAACUAGUUCAUAUUUUUGGCUUUAAUAGAUUUCCUUGCUCUUUGUCACAGCUUAAUUGAUUUUAACUUGUUAACUUAUCUGAUGAAAGAUUUCUGCACACUUCGAUCUGUGCUGUAUUCCCUUUAUUUUUGAGCUUUCGUACUGUCAGACCUUCACCAAAAGCUUAAAUGAAGUGAAU
Scomber japonicus (chub mackerel) is the source of this 4825-nucleotide messenger RNA. RefSeq names its product HECT and RLD domain containing E3 ubiquitin protein ligase 4 (gene herc4). The transcript is spliced from 23 exons. Gene Ontology annotation, molecular function: ubiquitin protein ligase activity. Bases 344 to 3484 code for a protein of 1046 amino acids. Gene Ontology annotation, cellular component: cytoplasm. NCBI's taxonomy places the organism in Eukaryota, Metazoa, Chordata, Actinopteri, Scombriformes, Scombridae. The record is from RefSeq and is a predicted model, not a curated record. Gene Ontology annotation, biological process: protein ubiquitination; ubiquitin-dependent protein catabolic process.